AUGACUUCACCAUCGGUUGAUCUUAAAGUCACUUCUCUUCGUCCAUCUACUUCUGAAGGUUGUUGUCUAGCAACCCUUCCACCAAUUAGAUCGCAUCAACCACCGAGGCACUUAUUACCACCGUAUCCACCUCCAACAUUUACGUCAGCUAGGCUAACCCCACUACCCGAAUUACCCCGUAAGCGCUCUACUAAACGAACUCGUUCAAGACACUCCCACCACCCAGUUAAGCCAACUUCGGCCAAAAGUCUGAAAGAAGUUGGUACAGAUACGCAAGAUCUCCAAGACGAUACCCAAUUUAUAUGCCGUCUAUGUGGAAUUUCAUGCAGUUCUGGAGACUCACUCCAUGCACACCUCUUGCUACUUCAGCAUAGCUUCCUCCAGUCGACGCAGACCCGCUUCACCUGUAGACAGUGUGGAUCUUCCUGGUUUAUGGAGGACGAAAAAAGGAGUAGUAAUCACCCGUGUCUUCUCCAAAAGGCAGCCUACUUUAGAAAUAUUAUGGCCUCACGAAAGCAUGUGAGACAGGGAUUACCCUUUGUCUGUCUGUUCUGCUGUGCUGAAAAUGAGCAAUCAGACCAGUCUCAUAAUAGAAGGCAACCCAGGAGAACUACCAAAAAGUCAACCCCACUGAAACCUUGGCGUGCAUCUGCAAUCUUUUUUUCGAAAUUGGAACUCGCCGUGCAUAUUAGAUACGUGCAUGCUCCAUCUAGAUUGAAUGGUCGGUGUCCCGAAUGCCCUGAUUUCUUAUUCGACGAGAAAAGCCAAUCGGAAAUCGAUUUCUGGGACAAAUUGCCCUGCCAGAGUAUUCGACCAUCUUCCACAGAUUCCAUUCUUUACCAAGAAGGCCUAAAUAUUUUCGAAAACCACAUCAAAGAUAUCCAUAUGGAGGGCUAUGAAUACUUGGAAUGGUUGAAUUCGAAACAAAAUCGAUCUGGACCGCAGGAGUUAAGUGAAAAGGCGUUGAAAUCUCAAACAGCCUGGAUGUAUGCUUGUCCUCUUUGCCAGAUUCAUCAGAUGUACGAUGAUUUCUCGAAGUCAAAUGAACUUUUUCACCCGGGAAUAGGUCUUCCGAGUAAUGCGGCUCUUCAAGCUCAUAUCGCAUGCUUCCAUUCAGCCGGAUCAAGUUUCCUAGAUUGGAAGUUUCUCGCCUGUUCUGUCUGUGGUGAUUUCAACAAUAGCUCCUCACAAUACAACCAUAUUCUCAAAGAGGGCCACUUGAAUAGAGUAAAGGAUAACUUCUCAACAGCAAUAAGACAGGGUAGAUUUGCUUCUGUAUGGGGUAAGGAAGAUAUCGAAUGGAGGAGUACUUGCGUUCUUUGUUGGAGAAGAUUUGGAGGCAAGAAGCUAGAUCUAAGAGCUGAAUGCAGACUUCAAGCUCAUCUCCUUUCCACGCAUUGCAUCUGCACGAAAGAACACAAAGAUCAAACUUUACUUUCCUGUGGCUGGUGUGGAGGUAAUCGACAAAAGGAUGAACACAAACGAAGUAAUGUUGAACAUACUGAAGUUUCCACAAAUCGUGAUCUUUCCGAACUGCGAGGCCUUGAACGGUUAAAAUUCAGGCAAAAACGUAACAGAGCAGAAUUGUUUGCUGACUUUCAAUGGUCCCGUCGACAUGAAAUGAAUCACGCCGAGGCCAUAUUUCGUUGGUGGCGAUCUAAUUCUAGAAGUAAAAUGGACGACAAUUUCAACUCCCGAAGGGGUCUACUGUGGUGUCGAGGUUCUUGGCGUGAUUCCUAA
Rodentolepis nana is the source of this 1740-nucleotide messenger RNA. The record is from the annotation of a GenBank genome assembly. Lineage: Eukaryota; Metazoa; Platyhelminthes; Cestoda; Cyclophyllidea; Hymenolepididae.